This is a messenger RNA of Cryptococcus wingfieldii CBS 7118, 696 nucleotides long. RefSeq lists its product as hypothetical. The transcript has a single exon. Bases 1 to 696 code for a protein of 231 amino acids. Lineage: Eukaryota; Fungi; Basidiomycota; Tremellomycetes; Tremellales; Cryptococcaceae. The record is from RefSeq and is a predicted model, not a curated record.
AUGGCGCUCAACAACGACGACCGACAGCAAUCUUCCACAUCGCCAGCAGCGGUCGAUAGCGCCCCCUCUUCUGACACCCUCUAUGCCUCCGCCCCAGCUACAUCCACCCCUUCCUCUUCUUCCAACCCCUUCUCCCCAGACUAUGAGCUCACUGCAGCUGAUUUAGCUCUAGUCAGGCCGGAAGCACUUCCGACAGGAAACCCUUUUGAACCAGACUUUCCGCUGUCAUCUUCUAGAUUUGCAUCGGGAGAGGGACCGGGAGGAUUGGGAGGCGGAGGCGUCCUCCCGUCGUCUAGUCAAUGGUACACUCUCACCACCCCCACCGGCCGAGCAAACAGCGCACAAUACACCCUGAACCCUUCCACGGGCCUAAUGACAAUCCUGAUCUCAGAUAUGACGCCCGAAUCAAGGAUUGACGGUGCUGUAAGGUUCCAAGUCUCCUCAGCAAGCUUAGAAGGAGGGGAAUAUGACGGCUGGGAUAGGUGGGUGGGGGAUGUUAUGCAGUAUAAUACGGUGGUAGAAUGUGGAGAUGGGAGAGGAGGAGGAGGAGGGGGGUAUGGGUUGGGAAGUAUGGAUGAUGCUGUUGAUGCGAUUUAUGAGGGGGCUAGUGAGGCGGAGAAGAGGGGGGUGGAGCUUAAUGCGCUGGAGACGUUGAAGGAGUUUUAUACGCGGAUUAAUUCGCAGGCGAGUGCGUGA